AUGUCUGUAGCUAUCAGAAAGAGAAGCUGGGAAGAACACGUGACCCGAUGGAUGGGACAACCUUUUAAUUGUGAUGAUUAUAACACAGCAUGUCAUCAUGGACUAGUAGCUGACAGCUUGCAGGCAAGAAUGGAAAAAGAUGCAACUCUAAAUGUGGACCGCAAAGAGAAGUGUGUUUCACUACCAGACUGCUGUCAUGGAUCAGAGCUGAGAGAUUUUCCUGGAAGGCCAAUGGGUCACGUUUCAAAGGAGGUGGAUGAAAAUGACAGCCAUGAAGGUGAAGAUCAGUUUCUGUCUCUGGAGGCCAGCACAGAAACACUCGUGCAUGUUUCUGAUGAGGAUACAGAUUCUGAUCUAUAUCUUACAGAUGAUAAACAGAUUUUAACUACCCAAGGGUGUAAAACAUCAAGCCAGCAUAGUGUCAAAGGAGCAGGCUCCUUAGUAAAUACACUGCCCAUCAUGGAAAGUAAGCAAGAUUCUUAUAACUCCUGGGGAGUGGCUGGUAAAGCUGAUUUAGCACUGGCAGAAGAAAGUGGGGAGAGAAAAGUUGUUAACACUCUAAAUAAAAGCCUGGAGCUUUGUAACAAUAUGAGCGUAAGUGAAAUAAAAGAUGCACCCCAAGUAAAUUCAUUCGAUACUUUGAAUGUGAAAGACAUUGUACCUGAGAAGCAAUUGCUUCAUACUGCCGUAAUUGCUCAGCAACGAAGGAAACCUGACUUCCCUGAAGAGGAACAUGAAAGAAACACCUGCAGUGUAGUACAAGAUGAGUUCUUGGCUAUUGCUUGUACAGACAGAGGACUGCCAUUAUUAAAAGCAGAUUUUGGAAGCUGUGUUCUGCAGCCUCCUUCCUGCCCCAGUGGAAUGUUAGCUGAAAAUGACCUGGAGAAGAGUGGCUUCUCAGAACAUCAAAACAAAAGUCCCCCAGAGAUCAAUGAAGGAGACCACAUGCAGUGUUUACACUUAGAGGAGAGUCUGGCCACGCAGGAACCUGCAAAUAACCAAGUCAGACUGCGCAGAAGAAAGGAAAUAAGAGAAGAUCGAGACAGGACACGGCUGGACUCCAUGGUGCUGCUAAUUAUGAAACUGGACCAACUUGAUCAGGACAUUGCAAACGCUCUCAGCACCAGCUCCUCUCCAUCCAGCACACCAACGAAUCUGCGGCGGCAUGUCCCUGAUCUGGAAUCAGGAUCAGAAAGUGGAGCGGAUACUAUUUCAGCAAAUCAGACACCAGUAAAUUUGUCUACUAACACCGAGUCCACUGACCUACCAUCUUCCAUCCAUGUGGCCAGUUCUGGAACCAAACCCAAGGCUACGAUGAUUCCAGGUAUUUCAGAGAAGGAAAAUGCUGAAAUCGAAGCCAAGGAAGCAUGUGAUUGGCUACGAGCAACUGGUUUCCCCCAGUACGCACAGCUUUAUGAAGAUCUCCUGUUCCCUAUUGACAUUACCUUGGUCAAGAGAGAGCAUGAUUUUUUGGACAGAGAUGCCAUUGAGGCUCUAUGCAGGCGUCUAAAUACUUUAAAUAAAUGUGCGGUGAUGAAGCUAGAAAUUAGUCCUCAUCGGAAGAGAAGCGAGGAUUCAGACGAGGACGAGCCUUGUGCAAUAAGUGGAAAAUGGACUUUUCAGAGGGACAGCAAGAGGUGGUCCCGACUUGAAGAGUUUGAUGUCUUUUCUCCAAAGCAGGACCCAGUUCCUGGGUCCCCAGAUGAGUCCCACCUACACGUGGCCAUGAGCCAUGAAAGCAUGUUGAGGGACCUCAGCGAGCGCCAGGAGGUGUCUUCCAUCCUCAGCCUCAGCAGCACCGGCAGCCUCCCCACGCACACGCCCGGCCGCGGGGACGCCGCCACACCCCGGACUAGCUCCAGCAUUAGCGUCUGCUCCUCUGGCAACGUGGUGGGCAAUGAUGACUCUUUCUGCAGCCUGCCCUCUCCCAAGGAACUGUCCAGCUUCAGCUUUAGCAUGAAAGGCCAUGAGAAGAACGCCAAGUCCAAGACGCGCAGUCUGCUGAAGCGGAUGGAGAGCUUGAAGCUCAAGGGCUCCCACCACAGCAAGCACAAAGCGCCCUCAAAGCUGGGGCUGGUCAUCAGCGGGCCCGUCCUGCAGGAGGGCGUGGACGAGGAGAAGCUGAAGCAGCUGAACUGCGUGGACAUCUCUGCCCUCAAUGGCAACCACAUCAACGUCCCCAUGGUACGAAAGAGGAGCGUUUCCAACUCCACGCAGACCAGCAGCAGCAGCAGCCAGUCUGAGACCAGCAGCGUGGUCAGCACGCCCAGCCCUGUCACCAGGACCCGCAGCCUCAGCGCCUGCAACAAGCGGGUGGGCAUGUAUUUAGAGGGCUUUGAUCCUUUCAAUCAGUCGACAUUUACCAACGUGAUGGAACAGAACUUUAAAAACCGUGAGAGCUACCCAGAGGACACAGUGUUCUACAUCCCCGACGAUCACAAGCCCGGCACCUUCCCCAAGGCCCUCUCCAAUGGCAGUUUCUCCCCCUCUGGGACGAACAGCUCUGUGAACUGGAGGACGGGAAGCUUCCACGGCCCCGGCCACAUCAGCCUACGGAGAGAAAACAGCAGCGACAGCCCGAAGGACCUGAAGAGACGCAAUUCCUCAAGCUCCCUGAGCAGCCGCCUGAGCAUCUACGAUAACGUGCCGGGCUCCAUUCUCUAUUCCAGUUCAGGUGACCUUGUUGACCUGGAGCACGAGGACAUCUUCCCUGAGCUGGAUGACAUCCUCUACCACGUGAAGGGGAUGCAGCGGAUAGUCAACCAGUGGUCAGAGAAGUUCUCAGAUGAGGGAGACUCUGACUCGGCCCUGGACUCGGUCUCUCCUUGCCCGUCCUCUCCAAAACAGAUACACCUGGACGUGGACCACGAUCGAACCACCCCCAGUGACCUGGACAGCACAGGAAACUCCCUGAAUGAACCCGAAGAGCCCUCCGACAUCCCGGAACGGAGGGAUUCCGGGGUUGGGGCUUCCCUGACCAGGUCCAACAGACACAGACUGAGGUGGCACAGUUUCCAGAGCUCUCAUCGGCCAAGUUUAAACUCUGUAUCGCUGCAGAUUAACUGCCAGUCUGUGGUGCAGAUGAAUCUGCUGCAGAAAUACUCGCUCCUGAAGUUAACGGCCCUGCUGGAGAAAUACACGCCUUCUAACAAGCAUGGUUUCAGCUGGGCUGUGCCCAAGUUCAUGAAAAGGAUCAAGGUUCCAGACUACAAGGACCGGAAUGUGUUCGGGGUCCCUCUGACGGUCAAUGUGCAGCGCACAGGACAGCCCCUGCCCCAGAGCAUUCAGCAGGCCAUGCGCUACCUCCGCAACCAUUGUUUAGAUCAGGUUGGGCUCUUCAGAAAAUCAGGUGUCAAAUCCCGGAUUCAGGCUCUGCGCCAGAUGAAUGAAAGUGCCAUCGACUGUGUCAGCUAUGAAGGACAGUCUGCCUAUGACGUGGCAGACAUGUUGAAGCAGUAUUUUCGAGAUCUUCCUGAGCCACUCAUGACGAACAAACUCUCAGAAACCUUUCUGCAGAUCUACCAGUAUGUACCCAAGGACCAGCGCCUCCAGGCCAUCAAGGCCGCCGUUAUGCUCCUGCCUGAUGAGAACCGCGAGGUCCUACAGACGCUUCUUUAUUUCUUGAGCGAUGUCACAGCAGCUGUAAAAGAAAACCAGAUGACUCCCACCAACCUGGCCGUGUGCUUAGCGCCUUCCCUCUUCCACCUCAACACCCUGAAGAGAGAGAAUUCUUCUCCAAGGGUGAUGCAAAGAAAACAAAGUUUGGGCAAACCAGAUCAGAAAGAUUUGAAUGAAAACCUAGCUGCCACUCAAGGGCUGGCCCAUAUGAUUGCUGAGUGCAAGAAGCUUUUCCAGGUUCCUGAGGAAAUGAGCCGAUGUCGUAAUUCCUAUACCGAGCAAGAGCUGAAGCCCCUCACUCUGGAGGCGUUGGGACGUCUAAGUCAUGACCAGUCAGCUGACUACCAGCACUUCCUGCAGGACUGUGUAGACGGCCUGUUUAAAGAGGUCAAAGAGAAGUUUAAAGGCUGGGUCAGCUACUCCACUUCUGAGCAGGCCGAGCUGUCCUAUAAGAAGGUGAGUGAAGGACCCCCUCUGAGGCUCUGGAGGUCAACCAUCGAAGUCCCUGCCAUGCCUGAGGAAAUCUUAAAGCGUCUCCUGAAAGAGCAGCAUCUCUGGGAUGUAGACUUGUUGGAAUCAAAAGUGAUUGAAAUCCUGGACAGCCAAACUGAGAUUUACCAGUAUGUCCAGAACAGUAUGGCACCUCACCCUGCUCGGGACUACGUUGUUUUGAGAACAUGGAGGACCAACUUACCCAAGGGGGCGUGCGCCCUUUUGCUCACCUCCGUGGACCACGAUCGGGCACCGGUGGCAGGUGUGAGGGUGAAUGUGCUCUUGUCCAGGUAUUUGAUCGAACCCUGCGGGCCAGGAAAAUCCAAACUCACCUACAUGUGCAGAGCUGACUUACGGGGCCACAUGCCAGAGUGGUACACAAAGUCUUUUGGACAUUUAUGUGCAGCUGAAGUUGUAAAGAUCCGUGAUUCCUUCAGUAAUCAGAACGCUGAAACCAAAGACACCAGGUCUAGGUGA
Messenger RNA from Cynocephalus volans (Philippine flying lemur), 4587 nucleotides. RefSeq names its product DLC1 Rho GTPase activating protein (gene DLC1). Gene Ontology annotation, biological process: actin cytoskeleton organization; signal transduction; regulation of Rho protein signal transduction. The record is from RefSeq and is a predicted model, not a curated record. Gene Ontology annotation, molecular function: protein binding; lipid binding; GTPase activator activity. NCBI's taxonomy places the organism in Eukaryota, Metazoa, Chordata, Mammalia, Dermoptera, Cynocephalidae. Gene Ontology annotation, cellular component: focal adhesion; membrane raft. The transcript has 17 exons. Bases 1 to 4587 code for a protein of 1528 amino acids.